Aspergillus mulundensis is the source of this 2316-nucleotide messenger RNA. It is a transcript of the gene sip5, whose product is annotated as Sip5p. The transcript is spliced from 2 exons. Bases 1 to 2316 code for a protein of 771 amino acids. Lineage: Eukaryota; Fungi; Ascomycota; Eurotiomycetes; Eurotiales; Aspergillaceae. The record is from RefSeq and is a predicted model, not a curated record. Gene Ontology annotation, cellular component: cytoplasm.
AUGGGUAAUUCACAGACGAAAGAGACUCGGCCGUCUCAUUCACAGCGCCGGAGCCACCAAUGGGGUUCAGGCAGCGGCCAUUCAAGAUCCCCGUACGGCGACCGGCAUCACUCAGAGGGUUCUAGAUCGCAUCGAGGCAGCAGGCCGGACUUGUCUAUCCUCGGAAUAGGCGGAAACACAGAUCGCGAUGUGGCCACGAUACUGGAACAUCGGCGAGAAACCAAACAAGAGCGAGAGGCCCGUCGUCUGGAGAAGGAGCGCGCCGCUCGGCUCAAGGAGCGCGAAAGGAGCAUGAGAGAUGAACAUGUGGAUGGAGGUUAUUUGGUGACGCAGGGGGUCUAUACAGGGACUGAGGAUUUCAACAAGGCUAUAGUCCGCCAGUUGAUGAUUGAACGACGGCUUGCGCCAUUCUGGAGGGGUCUGAAUGAUUUCUCAGAUUCAUGGACCGAGCACCAACUCAUGGCGGUCGCGCGUGGUUUGCCACUACCUCCACCUGAUCAAGUUCCCCCAGAGUUGGAUUACAGUAAAGCAUCUGAUGAAGCAAAAGACACAUCAGAUAUUCAACACUUGAUGGUCCCAAUAACAUCACGAUCCGCAUCCCAUGGCUCCGAUGUAUCUCCAGCUCAUUCCUUACCUUCUCCCGCCUCACCGAUUGCAUCCGGUACGUCAAGUUCACCCUUGUUCCGCUCUCGAGCGAAGACGUUAGCUUCUUUGUCUGGGUCAAAGUCUCAGACAGAAUCAACCCCUCGCGAGAUGCAACUGCCUCGGGAUCUAUUCGUCAAUGGUCAACCUAUUGAGGCAUACCUCUACAAGGAUGCCACCGAAUGCCCCAUUUGCUUCCUCUACUAUCCGCCUUAUCUCAAUCGUACCAGAUGCUGCGAUCAACCCAUCUGUUCUGAAUGUUUCGUUCAGAUCAAACGUCCGGACCCUCAUCCACCAGAGCAUGCCGACUCGGACUCGAACGCUCCGACCCCAGCAGGCGAGGCAGAACGGCAGGAUGUUCAAGAUAUCCACCUCGUCUCUGAACCAGCAGCGUGCCCAUUUUGUGUCCAACCAGAAUUCGGGGUGGCUUAUCAACCUCCUUCCUUCCGUAGGGGGCUGGCUUAUGCUUCCGAUUCCAGUGGCCGUCCAAACUUGGCAACACCACUUUCGUCAACGUCCUCGCUAGCUUCAGGAAAUGCUCCUGCUACUGGUCGACGACGAGCAACAUCUUUAUCGGCAUCAGAUCCGACUGUGAUAACUACGGACAAGGUGCGACCCGAUUGGGCGCAAAAACUGGCAAAUGCUCGUGCACAUGCUGCCCGAAGGUCUGCAGCGGCGACUGCUCUACAUACUGCGGCUUACUUGAUGAACUCCAACGGCUCAGGUAGCGAAUCUCGUGGGUUCAGAAGGAGUGUUAUGCGACGCAAUAAUGGAGAGUCUCAUAUACCCAGUAGGAGCGGCUCGCCGGCGUUACAAGCGCUUGCGUUCUUGACGGACAGGCGUGCCGCCGCUGAUGAGACGAACUCUGAGGAAAUUGCUCCACCACGGAACAGUUCAAGAAGAUCUCGCAUGGAUGACUUGGAAGAGAUGAUGAUGAUGGAAGCUAUUCGACUAAGUCUGGCAAGCGAGGAAGAGAGGCGCAAGAGAGAAGAGAAGGAGGCGAGAAAAGAGACCAAAAAGCGAGAAAAAGAAGCCAAGAAAGCGGAGAAGAUGGCUCGAAAAGCCGGUCUAUAUAGCAACAACGCGAGUAGCUCGGCCUUGGACUCACCUGCCGGCAACAGCUCUUCGUCUCUCCUUGAGGAGGUGCCGGGCAAGGGCAAGGCAGUGGAGCGUGUCACGCCGCCUCCGAGUAACGCCGACCUGCCCGAGUCCGCGAGCUCGGAUGUCCCAGUAGAGCCUCGACUGCCUCAUUCAUCGUCGUCGCUUAGCCCACCCGUGCCCAGAGAGCCCACCAAACCAUCGCAUCUCCGCCAUGUUUCCAGCGCUUCGUCGUCAUUUUCAUCUCUUGUUGAAUCCAUGUCCGAGGAGCCUGGGUCCUCGUCCCAGCCACACGAGGGAACCAGUUCGUCGGCUGAACCAUUGUUCAACUUUCGCAGCCUAGCCGCCGUCAUUGGCGACGAGGACAAACCAGAUGAGGCGGCGGAGCAUGUUGAGAACACAGCACCUCAUGCAACAUCAGAAACGCCAACAUCAACCGCUCCGGUUGACGAACCGCCAGCGUCGACUUCCAGUACAGCCGAGGAGGACAGCCCUACGAUACCGAGCUUAGUACAUAAAGAGGUUGAGGCACGAUCGGUGGAGAUCACGGAUAACAGAAAUUCGGAGACUAUUUGA